AUUCGAGCUCGGAGACAAUAAUAACAGUGGUCGGGGGAUAAUUCAGCCAUCUGAGACGAAGGAGAUUGUCGUCCUGAGCGCAGCAUGUCUCUCUCGAAACAGAUACUGAAGCCCGCCUUGUUGGCCAAGCGAGCUUUUGCCGCGUCCCAGAUCAUCCCCAAUCGUACGAUCGUUCACAGAUACAAUGACAAUGUCUACCAUGUAUCCGGAACGAGGACCGACAAGAGCAAAUACGGAGGCCGUUACAUGGUCACCGCUCUGCCAGGCGACGGAAUCGGGCCCGAACUGAUCGGAUACGUCAAAGAAGUCUUCCGAUACGGCGGAGUUCCCGUUGAUUUUGAGGAAGUGCACUUAGACUCAUCAAGAGACGACGUGGAUCUCCUGGAACAAGCUAUCACGGCGGUGAAACGGAACGGAGUCGCUAUAAAAGGCAACAUCGAAACCCGCCACAAUGAUCCGAAUUGCAAAUCCAGGAACGUCGAGCUGCGUCUCCGGUUGGGCCUCUUCGCUAACAUUGUGCACGUCACCUCUCAACCUGGCAUCGAAACUCGACACCAGGACAUCGAUAUCGUUCUGAUCCGUCAGAAUACAGAGGGAGAGUAUUCGAGCGAGGAGCAUACAUCGAUCAAGGGGGUGGUGGAAUCUCUCAAAGUGAUCACCAAGACGAGAAGUGACGAAAUCGCUCGUUACGCCUUCGAGUGGGCGAAAAACAACGGUCGUAAGAAGGUCACCUGUGUUCACAAGGCCAACAUCAUGAAACUGUCGGACGGUUUGUUCCUGAGCCGUUGCACGGAGAUGGCCAAGGAGUAUCCGGAGCUGGAAUUCGACAACAUCAUCAUUGACAACUGUUCCAUGCAACUCGUGGCCAACCCCAACCAAUUCGAUGUUUUGCUCCUCCCGAAUUUGUACGGGAACAUUCUCACAAACUUGGCGUGCGGAAUCACCGGCGGGCCGGGAAUCGCGUCUGGACGGAAUUACGGCAAAGAUUAUGCAGUUUUCGAAACCGGGACGAGGAACACGGGCAAAUCGAUCGCAGGAAAGAACAUCGCCAACCCAAUCGCCAUGAUGAAUGCAGGAGUCGAUUUGCUCUAUCAUCUGGGUCUGACAGAUCAUGCGCAGGUCAUUGCUCGGGCUAUCGACAAAACCAUAAACGUCGACAAGCUGCACACGCCCGAUCUCGGCGGUCAAGCAACCACGACGGAAGUCGUGCAGAACAUUGUCAAGGAGGUUCAGAAACAUGCUUGAAAGAGUUCGAAUCUCCGGCCAAACUGAGCGAAACUCCGGAGCUCAUGAGACUCCAGAGCUGGAGCAAGAUUUGAUCGCCUUUUUGUGUGCGAGAGUGGUGGAGCCACACUCGAAUAUCUGGGAUCGUUCAUGUAGCCUUGCUCUGCACCUCUUGAGAACCUGGCCCUUUAGUUUAGGUGAAGCGAGACUCCUCUAGUCCAUUACUCGGGAAAGCGUUUCCUUUUUCGACUUAGAAUCAUUGAAAUUGGAUAUUCGGGACGAACCCCCAGCGCUCAAAGGUGAAAGUUCGCGCUACGGGAACCGUUGAAAUACUCCUUUAUCAAUAAAGCAGGGAGUGUGGAAGCACAUUCUUAACUUAUUCAA
This is a messenger RNA of Galendromus occidentalis (western predatory mite), 1608 nucleotides long. RefSeq names its product isocitrate dehydrogenase [NAD] subunit gamma, mitochondrial. Lineage: Eukaryota; Metazoa; Arthropoda; Arachnida; Mesostigmata; Phytoseiidae. Bases 85 to 1245 code for a protein of 386 amino acids. The record is from RefSeq and is a predicted model, not a curated record. Gene Ontology annotation, molecular function: oxidoreductase activity, acting on the CH-OH group of donors, NAD or NADP as acceptor; NAD binding; magnesium ion binding. The transcript has 6 exons. Gene Ontology annotation, biological process: tricarboxylic acid cycle; isocitrate metabolic process. Gene Ontology annotation, cellular component: mitochondrion.